AUGCUUCAAGCCCGCAGUCCAUUUUAUAAUGAACAAAUGCUUAAGUGUCCGGAUAAGAAAGUUUGGGAAAAACAUCGUGAGACACAUUUGAAUCAUAUACAAUAUCAGACGCGUCGAAAUAUGCUAACGAUAUUGCGUACGAUUCGCCAACUUAGGGCCAUUGGAAAACUUGACAAACUCAGUAAAUACAUCGAAGAAGUUAUGGGCGAUUAUGUAGUGCUAAAGACACAUCGUGUCAUGCCCUGGAAAUUCGAAUUUUUGAAUGAAGUGUACAACACAUUGGCGCUGGCUUAUAUCGAUCGUUUCAUUCAACCGAGUGAUUUAUCAUCGGCACAAAAUAAUGCAAGUCACUUGAUGCGAUUGCUACGUAUUCCAACCGAUAAGAGCAAAGAUCGUCAAGUGAGCUUUGUCUUCGGCGAUAAAUCCACUUAUCAGGAACCGGAUGCUAUUGACUAUACAAUGAUCGCUUACAAAAAAUAUUUGGCUCGCUUAGAGAAACGUAUUCACUUCGCUAAAUACUCGAUUGAAAAAUGCUAUUUAUUGCACGAGAUCGCCCGCAGUCAUCUGCGACAGAGCCGAUUUGACGAGUGUGUUUCGGUGGCUCGUAAAGCUAUUGAAGAAUCUAAAAACUGCAACAGCAACGUUUGGCGCUUCUUAAGCACCAUACUUAUAUGUAAGGCCCAUACAGUUCUUCACAAGGUGGAACGUGCCAAGGAAAUACUAGAUGAAUCCUAUGCGGUAGCAAAGAGCUUGAAUAGCCCUGAAUUGAUUUCUUUCAUUGAGAGCUGUCGCCAAGUGAAUGAGGCAGAAAUAUCAUUGAAAAAGCGUUAUCAGUCAACGGAUUCGAUCCGCAAGCGCAGAAGCAAAGUUUCGCUUGAAAGCCGCACGUCACAAAUAUCACAACGUAGUAGUGAAACAAACGAUGAAUUAAAUGCAGCAUAA
Molecule: messenger RNA, 942 nt
Organism: Rhagoletis pomonella (apple maggot)
Lineage: Eukaryota; Metazoa; Arthropoda; Insecta; Diptera; Tephritidae
Exons: 4
Coding region: 1-942 (313 amino acids)
Molecular function (GO): protein binding
Source: RefSeq, a predicted model, not a curated record